GAACGAAUUAGCUUGCAAAAUCUAGGGUUUUGCCGUUCCUCCUCUGAAAUCGAAGCUCCGCUCCAAUGGCUAAAAGAACGAAGAAGGUCGGGAUUGUUGGGAAAUAUGGAACGCGAUAUGGUGCUAGUUUGAGGAAGCAGAUCAAGAAGAUGGAAGUGAGUCAGCACAGCAAGUACUUCUGCGAGUUCUGCGGAAAGUACGCGGUGAAGAGAAAGGCAGUCGGAAUUUGGGGCUGCAAGGAUUGUGGCAAAGUGAAAGCUGGCGGUGCCUACACAUUGAACACUGCUAGUGCUGUGACGGUGCGGAGCACAAUCAGGAGAUUGAGGGAGCAGACCGAGAGUUAAAUUUUCUGUCUGGUUUUUUGUGUUCGGGGUUUUCAUUUUUCUGUUUUUUUUGGAAUAUUUAUUUUCGACUAAAGAACUCUAGACCUAUGCAUUUCAAUUUCGUGUAUUUUCUACAAUAUUUAACAGAUAUUUUCGAGGAAUAGUUUCUGUUUUGAUAUUUGUUCUACUUCCGGUUUUGUGGUUGCAAUACUUUCGAUUAGUUU
Erythranthe guttata (spotted monkey flower) is the source of this 547-nucleotide messenger RNA. Its product is annotated as large ribosomal subunit protein eL43. Gene Ontology annotation, cellular component: ribosome. NCBI's taxonomy places the organism in Eukaryota, Viridiplantae, Streptophyta, Magnoliopsida, Lamiales, Phrymaceae. Gene Ontology annotation, molecular function: structural constituent of ribosome. The record is from RefSeq and is a predicted model, not a curated record. Gene Ontology annotation, biological process: translation.